Messenger RNA from Oncorhynchus gorbuscha (pink salmon), 3436 nucleotides. RefSeq names its product G-protein coupled receptor 39-like. Gene Ontology annotation, molecular function: G protein-coupled receptor activity. Bases 467 to 1756 code for a protein of 429 amino acids. The transcript is spliced from 2 exons. Gene Ontology annotation, biological process: G protein-coupled receptor signaling pathway. NCBI's taxonomy places the organism in Eukaryota, Metazoa, Chordata, Actinopteri, Salmoniformes, Salmonidae. Gene Ontology annotation, cellular component: membrane. The record is from RefSeq and is a predicted model, not a curated record.
UGCAGCUUGAAGCAUGGUCCAAGCCAUGUAAAUCCACUUUCUGGAAGAAGAACUGCACGGACGACCUAUGGCUGCCUACAAAACUCAAGUCCUGCCACUUUGAGAGCUUAUUCACAGGGGUGUUUCUCGGAAAACCUGAAACGAGGAGGAAACUUUCUGGUAUGGCUAAUGUGAUCCUAAUAUUCUUCUGUGAUAUAGUUUAUCUGGGCAACCAAUUGGUCGAUGGUGAGAAAUUUGUUGUGUCGCAACAAACGUGGGAUAAUUUACUCUUAAAUCAAUCACAGUUUUAGACGAAGUUGUCUGAAAUCUAUUAUUUUAUCUCUGAAAAAUACAUUUCUCCCUGUCUGUUUGGAUUGGAUUUCCUCUUGGAAUCCAUUACAAAGACUCUGCACCUGCUGAUCUGAAAAGCUUUUUUUUUUAAAGUAUAUAUUUGGAAAUCAAAGCUCUAACAGAUACAUCCGUUACUAUGAAUGAGGGGGAGGCCGAAAUUUCUAAGGAGAAAGACUGGAAAGAUCUGGAGCCCAACUAUGCCAUUAAAAUCUUCCUCACCGUCCUGUACAGCCUCAUCCUGCUCACAGGCAUUGUGGGUAAUGGAGUCACCAUCCAGGUGAUGCAGGUGCUGCAGCAUAAUGGCUACAUGCAGAAGUACGUGACGGACCACCUGGUGAGCCUGGCGUGCUCCGACCUUCUGGUCCUCCUCAUAGGCAUGCCCGUGGAGCUCUACAGCGCCACAUGGUUCCCCUUCACCUCCACCUCGGGUGACGCUUCCUGCAAGAUCUAUAAUUUCCUGUUCGAAGCCUGCAGUUAUGCCACCAUCUUGAAUGUGGCGACACUCAGCUUUGAACGCUACAUGGCCAUUUGCCACCCAUUCCGCUUUAAGGCCCUGGCAGGAGAGCGAACAGGGGGCCUCAUUGCUCUCGCCUGGGUCACGUCUGUGUUCGUGGCUAUCCCGCUGCUGUUCACCACGGGAAUGGAGGGCCACGUCAUAGAGCCAGACGUUGGGCCAGUCCAGAACCUGACAUUCUGCACCAACCUGAGGGAGAGGUGGGGGGUGUACAGGGCCAGUAUCUUUGUGGCGUUCAUCGUGUACAUGGUGGUGCUGGUCAGCGUUGGGGUCAUGUGUCGGGGCAUGAUCCUGGUCCUUCAGAAAACCAUGAGGCCCAUGGGAGGAGGGGUCAACGGAGCAGAGGGCACACCAAAACACGAGAGUGCCCGGGUCAAAGCCGCCAAGAAGCAAACCAUACUUUUUCUAGGUUUAAUAGUGGGCUCCCUCACCGUCUGCUGGCUUCCCAACCAGGUGCGUCGCCUGAUGACCGCCGCCGUGCCCAAGUCCAGCUGGACCAUGCCCUACUUCCGCAGCUAUGUGGCGCUGCACCCUGUGGCUGACACCUUCUUUUACCUCAGCUCCGUGCUCAACCCCUUCCUGUACAACCUCUCCUCCAGCCAAUUCCAACAGGUCUUUGUCCAGGUGCUGCGCUGCCACCUCACCAUUGAGCAUGUCAACAAACGGACUCUGAGGAGCUCAGAGGAAAACUCGACCCGCUCGUUGCGGCCCCUGCUAAAGUCGCUGCGUUGUGGUCAUGGCGGCAGGUCUACUCAGACUCAGAGCAUGGAGUUCAAGAUGCCUACGUUCACUACCUUACAUAUUCGUAAGGACACUCCAGCUCCCAGCCCUGAGGAGGCCCUUCCCACAACCGAUGAAUCACGCUCGAUUUCGGUGCGAAAGGGAAAUGAGCCUGAUGAGACUGAAAUAUAAUGCGACACAUUCGGUGCUUUGAAGAUUAUUCAAAUCCGAACGAGAUGAUCCGAUCACUAUCUGAUUGAGAUUUGUUGCUUCGACACAUGGUAAUAACAUUUAGUCCGUAUUGUGACCAGAUUCCCUGGUUCCCUCCCUGUAUGCAAAUUAAUCCAACCUGCCGAUAUGACAUAAACUGUACAAAUCGACAAAACAGCGCACUUUUAUAGUCAAUAGUUUUAUACUCUCAUCAUUACAGCCUAAUUUUGUUAUCCACAGUUCAAGACUGAGCGUAAUAGCCCACUGGGCAAACCACGUCAUUUCAACGUGGAUAAUUGGGUAAUAUUUGGUUGAGACGUUGAUCAAUGAGAUUGCAACCUUUAUUCAUCCACUCCAAAGACAGUCAAAAGUUAGUUGAAUUUCCAGUGUGUUAUCACUAUGCUUUCAACCAUCUGCAAUCGGGUUCAUGUUAUCAAUCAACCAACCAGAGUUCCAAAGCCUGGGCCUAAAAUUGUGUAUAAAUUAUCAUUUUGCAAUGACAUCGAAGAUGUGAAAAAUAUUUGUUCGUCUGAUGAGUGUAAUGAGGAACAUCCUGAAUUUGCACUUGAAGCAUUUAUGAAACGACUUCGUCUGGUUAAUGAUAGGCAUGCGCCCAUCAAGAAACACUGUUAGAACUGAUAAAUCCCCAUGCCUAGAUGAUUAAAUGAAAAACUGUAUGUCUGAGGGGGAUGAGGCAAAGGGAAUAGCAAAUAAGUCUGACAACACAGCAGACUGGCAAACAUACAAUAAAUUGAGAAAUCACAUAACUAAACCGAAAGACGAAUAAACUAUACUAUGGAAUAAAGAUAAAUGAUAUAAAGAAUGAUAGUAAAAAGCUCUGGAGAACUUAAAAUGAAAUUCUAGGCAAAAUAGCAAACUCAGCUCCAUACUUCAUUGAGGCAGGUGGCUUGUUCAUAGCAAAACCUUUUGGGGCGGCGGGGUAGCCUAGUGCUUAGAGUGGUGGACUAGCAACCGGAAGGUUGCAAGUUCAAACCCCCGAGCUGACAAGGUACAAAUCUGUCGUAACCCACUGUUUCUAGGCCGUCAUUGAAAAUAAGAAUUUGUUCUUAACUGACUUGCCUAGUUAAGUAAAGGUACAUAUAAAACCUACCAGUUAGAACUUUAAAAAAAAGAUUUGCAAACAUAGGCAUGACAUGCAAACAACAAAUGCUGAGCCUUCACAUUUAUGCAUAAUGGACCAAAUAAUGAAAGAUGAACACUGUAGUUUUGAGUUCCACAAUUUGGGUGUGGAAGAGGGGGAUUUUUUUUUCUUCCUAUCUAUAAAUAAAGACAAACCACCUGGUAUCGACAACCUGGAUGGUAAAAUUGCUGAGGUUGGUAGCGAAAUAAAUUGUGACUCCUGUUUGCCACAUCUUCAAUUUAAGCCAAGAAGACUCAGACAUGGAGGGAGGAAAAGGUCACUCAUCUACUCAAGAAGAGCAGAACACCCUUUAAUGGUUCAAACAGCUGACCAAUUUACAAGUGCUUAGCAAACUGACACAAAUGACUGAUGAUUCGCUGAAUUCAAAUUGUGAUUCAUUUCAGGAAACUAGGCAUACUUCACAGGAGAGCCAUUUGAAUGUAAAACCUUUUUUUUAUUUUUUAUCAAAAUGCGUUUUUGGGCAGAAAUGCCUUCUGGAACAUGUGAAAUUUUGUGUGCCU